Triticum aestivum (bread wheat) is the source of this 2487-nucleotide messenger RNA. RefSeq lists its product as uncharacterized. The record is from RefSeq and is a predicted model, not a curated record. The coding region runs from base 103 to 2316 and encodes 737 amino acids. Lineage: Eukaryota; Viridiplantae; Streptophyta; Magnoliopsida; Poales; Poaceae. The transcript has 3 exons.
CACCACUUACUAAAUAGUAAGAGUACCCACCCCAUGAAACCCUAGCCUUUCCCCUUCCCGAUCUCAAACGCGCCGCCGACGGCGUUCCCCACCCAGAACGAGAUGGCGAGAGAGUCCACGGCGAGCGAAAUCUUCCGCCGUCGCCUGAUGAUCGAUGGUGUCGACCGGAAAGACGCCAAAGACAACCAGUCCGCGGCGCUGGAUCACCUCCACGAUUACUACAAGAAGGCGCUCCAUCGACUACCGCCCAAGCUGAUCCCGAGCCUCCUCGAGGCCGGCUUCAGCUUCGGUUUCCUCGACCCCGUCUCCAACAUCAUCGCCAACACCGUCUCCCAAGAGCUACAAAAGAGUAGGAAGAGGAAGAGAUCACGGGCCGGCAGCUACACCAACACAAAGAAGGGGAAGGAAAAGAAGCAUUCGCAGGGACUGAGGGACACGGCCAUCUCCAAGAUCAUCACAGAGUCUAGCAAAGACAUCUUACUCGUACCCCGGUUCACCACACUCCGGAACAGCAGCAUUGCUGCCCGAUCUCUUGCCGGCCUCGUUACUUUCCUCACCUCCUACUUCCGCUACCUUACCACCUGUGAUGCCCUCCGCUACCUGCGUUUGUCAGAAGCCGACCUUCUCGUCGCUGUGCGUCUCAUCCACGAAGAUCGUGACAUCCACACCUUCACCAUCCACGUCCCUACUGCAAAAAUAGCUCUGCAAUGUGCUGCCAUCUCCGCGUUGCAUCCCACUGUCGCCAUAUUGGUGUCUCGAUCCUUCUCGCUGGCUUCCUGUGUGGACAAGGCCUCCAACCUUCUAGCGACACAGGACUGCAUCAGCUAUUCCAAUAUAAUGGAACUCUCCAAGUUAUUCACCUCCAGCAAGGAUACGAUAAACCAAUUGAAUCAUGUACAUCACGCAGUUUCAAAGAUGCAACGCAGAAAAAGGAAGACUAUUCUGGUUGAGCUUGGGCUAGAAAUCUCUCUCAAGAUGGUGCUUCUUGAUCGAAUCCAUCUGUUCUACCUCAAGGCGAUUUCCUGCAUACCAAAGAAUGACUUGUGCUCACGCCACCACCGUGGUCUCCUUAAGGCUGGCCACUGCUACGGUCCUUUCGAUCCUGUGACCAACAUCAUCCUCAACACCAUUUGGUAUGACACCAUGUUUCCUCCAAGUCAAGAGUUUGAGGUUGAAAUGAUCUGCACAAAGAGCCUCGCGCGCACCGAGUUCCUCUCCCUAUGUGGUCUUGUUGGCUACAUCUGUGCCUGCUUCCCUGCUUAUUCUGUAUAUGAAGCUAUGAAGUGCCUGCUUCUCUGCAACGCCAGAAUUGAUCGGGUCAUUGAUGAAACAGCAAAAGAACAAGGUCACGAUGGACACAUCCCUUUUUCUGAAUCUUUUGCGUAUGAUACAGCAGCUCGCACAGCACGUCAUCCCAGCCCUACUGCACUCGUAGAAUUUGCAAUGACACUGAUGCCACAGGUAGGGAAAACCCUUCAGUCAACACUUGAGAUUAAGCAGGUCCUCUCUUCCAGUGAUGUUUGUGCGAUAUCUAGAACUUUUUCACAAACAUUACCGCCUGCCAAAUCUUUGGAGCCGGUUGAGAAAUUGAGCGAGAAUGCCUCCAAGAUUAUAUCUGAGCACCAGGAUAACUUUAAGGCUUGCCAGAGUACAAUUGUCAAAAAAGCUGAAGCUGCAUUACACAGAUAUGCAAAAAAGACGGGACAGGAAUACGAGCUUCAUUUUAUCUGUGAUGUGAAUUCUACAAUACCUGAGCAUGGCGCAUGCUACUGCCCGCACAGCUACAAAUACCCAUUUGCUCACAUGAAUGUCUGGGCAAGACGAAGAGGUUCCCAGAACGUUGAUCAAGUUCCAACGCUCUUCUUCAUCCAGUUUAACAAUAGGGAUGAAGACAUGGAAAGUGUGGCAUUUUUGUGCUGUCCUAUAUUUGAUCUAUCAAAAGAUGCUGGUCGCUGCUAUCAUUGUGAGCAAAAGGGGAUCAAGAUCAUUCAUCCAUCUUCAGAACCAUACAUUGGGCGUGACGCAGAAUUUGAAGGUAUGGCUCGUGGAGAAAGUGCAGUGAACAACAAAGAACUUAUUCGAUAUGGGCAGAUCGGUACUUUGCUUGAUUGUACGAUCGAAGACGAAGACUCCAUCUAUUUUGAUCCUGCCUGGGAUGUUGAUUUUACUAUAUUUAUCAAUGAGACUGCUAGGGAUCGAGCGAUGGUGCAGAAAUUGAUGAAGGAUAGUCCAGGGAGCGUGAGCGACUGGAUAGACAAAAUGAUGUAUGAGGAGUCUUUGAAACCUAAGUUAGCAAGGAAAAUCAUAUACGCCUGAUGGCCCUUGAGGAGUCCUUGUCUAAGUUAUUAAGGGAAACCAUACGCCUGAUGGCCCUUUCUAUUGGUACUGUUUUGCUGGAAACUAAGUUAACUGCGAUGUUUGUAGAACUUAAUUAUAUUUGGAGAAUUAUUUAGUGUGGUAUGUGGAAUGGUGGUUAUUUGAGUUUUA